Messenger RNA from Cydia amplana, 338 nucleotides. RefSeq lists its product as uncharacterized. The record is from RefSeq and is a predicted model, not a curated record. NCBI's taxonomy places the organism in Eukaryota, Metazoa, Arthropoda, Insecta, Lepidoptera, Tortricidae. The transcript is spliced from 2 exons. Bases 6 to 335 code for a protein of 109 amino acids.
UCACAAUGAAACUUUUUGCGCUACUUUUAUUAAUAACUAUUGCGGUAGUGGAAUGUAACCAUAUGUUUUGCGGUACAAGUGUGAUGAGGCCUCUGGUGUAUCACACCGAGGCCGAAUACAGCUCGAAAAUAUUACGAAAAAGGGUGGAAGAAAUGUAUUACAAAUUGCCUGUCGUAGGUACCUGGCGUAAUGCAGGCAUCAUGGCGUACGACAAGACACACACGACUGCGUCUGCGAACAUCACGCAGGGUGGCUUGGGAUACGACUUCGUGAAAAUCAGGAUGAAGAGUGAAAAAGGAGAGAAACUUCACUAUGAAAUCUACAUCUACGCUUGAAAU